AUGAAACCCUCUGCUAUCGAGAUGAAGGUUAAUUUAAUCACUAAAAAAAUUGACAAUCUUAACAUCAAAGGUGCACUUAGAUUGGUUUCUACUCAAGACUCCCUCGCCGAACCUUCAAACGACACAUACUUGAAGCUCUGCAAAAAACACCCUUCUACAACUAUAACCCCUAUAUCUCUACAGCCUCACUCUACAUGCGCAUCACAAUUUACCACUGAUGAAGUGAGGAAAGCUAUCCUUUCCUUUCAUCGAGAUUCAGCACAAGGCCUUGAUGGAAUCCGUCCUAUAUUUCUCCAGGACAUUACUUCCCCCUCAAUAUGUUCUCAAACUUCCAUUCUUUCCAAAAUUACAAACUUUUGCAACAAAAUCUUAAAAGGUGAUGUGCCAACCUUUGUUUCCCCUAUUUUUUUCGGUGCCAGGCUAAUAGCCCUUCAAAAACCCAAUAAUGAUUUAAGACCGAUUGCAAUUGGCUCGACCUUUCGUCGUUUAGUAGCUAAAAUGAUUUCCUCUCGAAUAAAGCAUGAAGCUUCAAAUAUACUAAGUCCUUUUCAACUUGAUGUUGCUAUACCUGGCGGCUGUGAAGCUGUUGUUCAUCUAAGGAGAAUACACUUAGAAACCCAGCCAACCAACGAAUCUUUAGUCAAAAUCGACUUCAACAAUGCUUAUAACACUCUUUCUCGGAAUUCCUUUCUGUGCUCAUCGAGUAUUCUCUUUCCUGGUUACACUAAAUUCUUUUAUUCAUGCUAUCAACAGCCUUCCACUCUCCAAUUUGAUACCUAUAAAAUUCCUUCGAUUGAGGGCAUACAACAGGGAGAUCCUCUAGGUUCUUUAUUUUUCUGUUUAGGGAUCAAUGAAAUUGUUAAAUCUAUUAACGAGGCAUGUUCAUUAUCAUUGCAUGCAUGGUACAUAGAUGAUGGAAUCCUUUGUGGUCCAAACGACGAAAUCAAUAAAGCUGUAAUGAUAAUCAAGGAUGCAGGGCUAUCCAUUGGUCUAUCAAUCAACCAUGAAAAAUCAGAAUUCAUUUCAAUUAAUUCAUCUGAAAACAAUUUUCAUAAUUUCAAACAGAUUACUCUUGAGGAAUUAUCUCACAUAGGUGCUCCCGUUGGUGGACACACAGCCAUAUCAUCCUUCCUACAAUCUACACUCAAAACCCUUAAUGAGUUGGCUGACCUAUUUUCCCUUCUCCCCUCUCAUAAAGCCUUUUUUCUCCUGAAAAAUUUCUUCAAUAUCCCAAAAAUUCUUUACGCACUCCGCUCUACCCCUAUUUUUAAAUUUCCCAUUUCCUUAGGCAUUUAUGAAAAUGGGAUUAAAGUCCUAAUUGAAAGUAUCCUUAAUCUAAAAUUCCAUGAUUUAGCGUGGAUACAAGCCACCCUUCCCACCAAGAUGGGAGGACUAGGCAUCAGAUCCCCUUCCGAUCUUGCCUUAACUGCCUUUAUAUCGAGCUGUCUUUUAACAAAAAAUUUAGACAAUCCUAAUUCCUUAAAUUCUGACCCUUCCUUUGAUAGUGCCAUCAUUGAAUGGAAAUCUCGAUUCAUUGCCGACCACCCAAUUCUAGAAACGAACACGCAGAAGGAAUGGGAUAAGCCCAUUAUUGCAAGCUGCUUCGAAUCUCUCCUUUCCAGUAUGCAAUCAUUGGACCGUCCCUUAUUCUCCUCUCUGCUUAAUGGUUCUGGACAUGAGUUUCUCGAAGCCAUUCCAUCAGCGAACUUACAAUUACAAUUGACCCAAAAUGAGCUAACUCAUGCUAUAGGCAUCCGUUUAAAUUGCUUAGUAACCCAACCCCACAUCUGUGCCGGCUGCAGUUCUACUGUUUUGAGUAAUGGAAGGCAUAGUCUACAUUGUCGUUCAUGUAAAGGCCGCAUCGUUAGACAUAACAUUUACAAUUCUAUAAUUCUUAGAGCUCUGAGAUCCGCUCAAAUUCCUUCUAUUCUCGAACACUCUGGUCUUUUCAGAUCUGAUGGGAAACGCCCUGACGGGAUCUCUCAAAUUCCCUGUAAGCGAGGUCAAUUCUUGGUCUGGGAUUACUCUUGUAUUGAUCCAUUGGCUCCUUCCAAUCAAUCCCUUAACAUUCUGGAGAACAAGGAGCUUCUAAAAUUGGCAAAAUAUUCAGAGAUAUCCCAAGAUCACUUAUUCAUUCCCAUCAUUUCCACUACCUUGACUACCUUUGGGAAUCGUGCUCUUUCUUUCUUCAAGGAACUUGGAUCGCUAAUCCGCAAACUAACAGAUGAACCUCGUGAAGGCUUCUUCUUAAGAUAA
This is a messenger RNA of Gordionus sp. m RMFG-2023, 2256 nucleotides long. RefSeq lists its product as uncharacterized. The record is from RefSeq and is a predicted model, not a curated record. The coding region runs from base 1 to 2256 and encodes 751 amino acids. The transcript has a single exon. NCBI's taxonomy places the organism in Eukaryota, Metazoa, Nematomorpha, Gordioida, Chordodea, Parachordodidae.